AUGAGACAUCCAACUAUUAUCAAAAGUUUGCUAAAGCUAGCUAUAAGAUGUUUAAAUAGUAUUGGGAUGUUGAUACAAGGUCCUAAAUGUUAUAAUAAAAAUAAUAUUAGAUCUGAUAAGAAUAAAUUAUUUGAAAG
This is a messenger RNA of Racocetra persica, 137 nucleotides long. NCBI's taxonomy places the organism in Eukaryota, Fungi, Glomeromycota, Glomeromycetes, Diversisporales, Gigasporaceae. The record is from the annotation of a GenBank genome assembly.